CAAAGAUAACAUUUUAUUGCUACAGUUGUACAGUCCAAUAGGUGAGAUUUGUAUACCUCUCUUCCAUUAUCUAUUGAUAUGAAUUAUAAAAUAAGAAAGACUGCUUAGUGUAUUUUAGUGGUUGGUGCACAGCGUAAACAUGAACGCUAUUGUAAUAACAAUUGUUUAUGUCGCCUUCUGUCAAAUAGAAGUAACGGAAUCAUUCCUCCACACAAGUAUAUUUGCCUAUCCAGAAAACGCUAAUAAAACAACAACAUUACGAAUCAUCGGAGGAAACGAUGUUACACCUAACUCAUACCCAUUCCAAGCAGCCCUUUUUAUAUAUUAUAAAUCAAAAACUAACCUUUGUGGUGGAAGUUUAAUAGAUGAGGAAUGGAUUUUGACAGCUGCACACUGUGUAGAUAAUGAUCCCAUAAAGAUAGUUGUAAAAUUGGGACUCCACAAUGUCUAUGACAAUCAAGGAUCUACAGUGCAAAUUUAUGAAUCCAAAAGGUACUUUAAGCAUUCGAAAUGGGACGAAAAGACACUUCAAAAUGAUAUCGCUUUAAUUAAAUUACCCACAAAUGCAACAUUAAAUAAGUACGUUAAUUUGAUAAAAAUUGGUGACAAUAUUGAUUAUUCUGGGCGUGUCGGUACAGUGUUGGGAUGGGGCAAGACAAACGAUGGUGAAAUAUCUACCAAUCUAAAGGAAGUAAAUGUGAAUGUUUUGACUAACCAAGCGUGUAAAGCAGUUCACAGAGAAUUUAAUGAGAUAAUAGUAUCCACUCAUCUUUGUACAUCUGGACAGGGUAUCAAAGGAAGUUGCAGCGGUGAUUCCGGUGGACCUCUUAUAGUAGAUGGAGUUCAAAUAGGAUUAGUUUCAUUUGGACCCGAGAACUGCAUGCUUGGGUAUCCUUCUGUUUUUACCAGAGUUUCCAGUUUCGCCUCAUGGAUAACAUCUACGAAACGCAAUAGUGGUACUCGCCUGGGUUUGAAUAGUUUUGUUAUAUGUGCAGUUAGUUUGGUAUUUUUUAUUAAUAUUAGCAAAUAAAGAUAUUUAUAUGACUGAAGUAA
Messenger RNA from Diabrotica balteata, 1053 nucleotides. The record is from the annotation of a GenBank genome assembly. NCBI's taxonomy places the organism in Eukaryota, Metazoa, Arthropoda, Insecta, Coleoptera, Chrysomelidae.